CACCAACAUUUGAUUUAAGGAACGAGAUGAAACUUAUGUUAAGAAUAUUUCUGAUAGUGCUGACAGGUCCCUGGCUCGUCAGCUGCACCAGGAGGCCUCACCGGCCACUGGUGCAGUGUGUCAAGGACCGCCAGGAGCUGCUCGUCCUGAGCAGCACUGGCCUGGCUGAGAGGUUGACCCUCACCCAGAGGGUCACCUCUCUGAAGGAGGCUCUGCAGGGUGCCCAAGAGGAACACCUUGCAUUGAGCCGAGAACACACCGGGCUGCUCUCUGAGCACCUGGUUGUGUUGGACGCCCUCCGCAAGCUGCAGGGCGAGCACCGUAGCCUGCAGGAGGAGCAGGCGGGCCUGCACAGGGAACACCUGGGCCUUACAAAGGGCCACCAGGAGACUGUGCGGGAAUUUGACCGCCUGAAGGAAGACCACGCUGUGGUCCGGAAGGAGCUGCACUGGCUCCAAAAGAAGCACUUCGGCCUGAAGAGUGGUCACUUCAGGCUGAAGAAGGACUAUGCUGAUCUGACCACUGAGAAAGCAAGGCUGAAAAGCGUUGCGCAGCAGAGGGAGCAACACCUGCGCCUUUUGCUGCACGAAAAGGAUCAGCUCUUCCUGGCUCUGCAGCAGAGGGAGGAGGAAAAUAACAUGUUGAAGGAGAGUCUGGUAAGCAUAGCGCGCCAGAAGGAUGAAAAUCUACGCCUUCUGUGGCAAGAAAAGCACCAGCUCUCCAUCUCUCUGCAGGAAAAACAGGAAGAAAAUGACAUACUAAAGGAAGAGCUCAAAAAGAUGAUAAAAGUCAAUGAGGAAAUGAUUCUGAAGGAAAAAGAGGAAGAUUACUUGUUCCAUGAAGAGCUCAGAAGAUUGAUGGAUGUUAACGAGGAAAUGACUGUGCAGGGAAAAGGGGAAGAAGAUGCCAUUCUGCAUGAACAAAUGCAAAAGUUGAUGAAUAUCAACGAGAAAAUGGCUGUGCAGGAAAAAGAAGAUACCAUGUUGCAUGAAGAGCUAGAAAGAUUGAUGGAUGUCAGUGAGGAAUUGGCUGUGCAGGAAAAAGACGGCUUGUUGCAUGAAGAGCUAGAAAGAUUGUUGGAUGUCAAUGAGGAAAUGGCUGUGCAGGAAAAAGACGGCUUGUUGCAUGAAGAGCUAGAAAGAUUGUUGGAUGUCAAUGAGGAAAUGGCUGUGCAGGAAAAAGUCAACUUGUUGAAUGAAGAGCUAGAAAGGUUGAUGGAUAGCAACGAGGAAAUGGCUGUGCAGGAAAAAGACGACAUGUUGCAUGAAGAGCUAGAAAGACUGUUGGAUGUCAAUGAGGAGAUGGCUGUGCAGGAAAAAGACGACAUGUUGCAUGAAGAGCUAGAAAGGUUGAUGGAUAGCAACGAGGAAAUGGCUGUGCAGGAAAAAGACGACUUGUUGCAUGAAGAGCUAGAAAGACUGUUGGAUGUCAAUGAGGAAAUGGCUGUGCAGGAAAAAGACGACUUGUUGCAUGAAGAGCUAGAAAGGUUGAUGGAUAGCAACGAGGAAAUGGCUAUGCAGGAAAAAGACGACUUGUUGCAUGAAGAGCUCAGAAGAUUGAUGGAUGUCAGCAACGAGGAAAUGGCUCUGCAGGUAAAAGAGGACAUGUUGCAUGAAGAGCUCUGGAGAUUGAUGGAUGUUAGCGAAGAAAUGGCUCUGCAGGUGAAAGAGGACAUGAUGCAUGAAGAGCUGGAAAUGUUGAUGGAUGUCAGCGAGGAAAUGGCUGUGCAGGAAAAAGAGGAAGAAGAUGCGAUGUUGCAUGAAGAGCUGGAAAUGUUGAUGGAUGUCAGCGAGGAAAUGGCUGUGCAGGAAAGAGAGGAAGAAGAUGCGAUGUUGCAUGAAGAGCUAGAAAAACUGAUGGAUGUCAGCGAGGAAAUGGCUCUGCAGGUAAGAGAGGAAGAAGAUGCGAUGUUGCAUGAAGAGCUAGAAAAACUGAUGGAUGUCAGCGAGGAAAUGGCUGUGCAGGUAAGAGAGAACAUGUUGCAUGAAGAGAUGGAAAGGUUGAUGGAUGGCAACGAGGAAAUCGCUGUGCUGGAAAAUGAUGCCAUGUUGCUGGAAAGGUUGAUGUAUCUGCAGGUAAAGGAGGACAUGUUGACUGAAGAGCUGGAAAGUUUGAUGGAUGGCAAUGAGGAAAUAGCUGUGCUGGAAAAUGAUGCCAUGUUGCUGGAAAGGUUGAUGUAUCUGCAGGUAAAAGAGGACGUGUUGACUGAAGAGCUGGAAAGGUUAAUUGAUGUCAGCGAGGAAAUAGCUCUACAGGAAAGAGAAGCAGUGAAAGCUGAGGAGCAGGAAAACCGACAAAUGAAUUUUGAAGAAAAUAACUUGAUGAAGAAAGAACCGCUGAAGGAAUUCGUGGAGGAUGAUUACUUUCCCUCUUAUAGCAGUGUGGCAGAAGGACCCACUGAGGCAGACGCGAUGCCUUUAGAGCAUCAAGAUGGCCAAGACGAAAGGCACAAGAUGAGCGUUCCGAUGACCGCCGCCGAGCACAAGGCGUUCAUUACUGGUGAUGAGUCUCAGAGGAACAUCUUGGAAAGCCUUUUCUUAAAGGUACGAGUCUCCCUCUUAGAGAACCAAAAAAUCGUUGACUCAUAUAUGACUUUUGACGCCACAGAGGAAGAGUCUGAGAAGUGACAUCCAUUAAAAACCCUUCCUCUGCGGCGUCGGAUGGAGCAGACGACUUGAGGAGGCUGAGAAGUAACACACUCCCAAGAAAAUCAAAGGAGAACAUUUUACUUUAGUUUCUUAAUGGAUAGAUGGACGACUUGAGGAGGCUGAGAAGUAACAGCCUCCCGAGAAAAUCAAAGGAUAUUUUAUUUCAGUUUCUUAAUGGAUGGACGACUUGAGGAGACUGAGAAGUAACAGCCUCCCGAGAAAAUUAAAUGAUAUUUUAUCUCAGUUUCUUAAUGGAUGGACGGCUUGAGGAGGCUGAGAAGUAACAGCCUUCCUAGAAAAUCAAAGGAUAUUUUAUUUCGGAUUUAAUGGAUGGACGACUUGAGGAGGCUGAGAAGUAACAGCCUUCCUAGAAAAAUCAAAGGAUAUUUUAUUUCAGUUUCUUAAUGGAUGGACGACUUGAGGAGGCUGAGAAGUAACAGCCUCCCGAGAAAAUUAAAUGAUAUUUUAUCUCAGUUUCUUAAUGGAUGGACGACUUGAGGAGGCUGUGAAGUAACAGCCUCCCGGGAAAACCAAAGGAUAUUUUAUUUCAGUUUCUUAAUGGAUGGACGACUUGAGGAGGCUGAGAAGUAACAGCCUUCCUAGAAAAUCAAAGGAUAUUUUAUUUCGGAUUUAAUGGAUGGACGACUUGAGGAGGCUGAGAAGUAACAGCCUUCCUAGAAAAUCAAAGGAUAUUUUAUUUCGGAUUUAAUGGAUGGACGACUUGAGGAGGUUGAGAAGUAACAGCCUUCCUAGAAAAUCAAAGGAUAUUUUAUUUCGGAUUUAAUGGAUGGACGACUUGAGGAGGCUGAGAAGUAACAGCCUUCCUAGAAAAAUCAAAGGAUAUUUUAUUUCAGUUUCUUAAUGGAUGGACGACUUGAGGAGGCUGAGAAGUAACAGCCUUCCUAGAAAAAUCAAAGGAUAUUUUAUUUCGGAUUUAAUGGAUGGACGACUUGAGGAGGCUGAGAAGUAACAGCCUCCCGAGAAAAUCAAAGGAGAACAUUUUAUUUUAGUUUCUCAAUGGAUGGAGCAGACGACCUGAGGAGGCUGAGAAGCAACAGCCUCCCAAAAAUUCAAAGGAUAUUUUCGUUUAGUUUCUUAAUGGAUGGAGGAGGCUGAGAAGCAACAGCCUCCCAAAAAUUCAAAGGAUAUUUUCGUUUAGUUUCUUAAUGGAUGGAGGAGGCUGAGAAGCAACAGCCUCCCAAGAAAAUCAAAGGACAGUUUUUUAGUUCAGUUUCCUAAGACUUUGAGAUUUUGUUUAUUAUCACUUUU
Scylla paramamosain (green mud crab) is the source of this 3917-nucleotide messenger RNA. RefSeq names its product golgin subfamily A member 6-like protein 25. The record is from RefSeq and is a predicted model, not a curated record. The transcript has a single exon. Lineage: Eukaryota; Metazoa; Arthropoda; Malacostraca; Decapoda; Portunidae. The coding region runs from base 27 to 2627 and encodes 866 amino acids.